AAAUUUUUCAUUAAUAUCCAAAGAUAAACGUUAAAAACAACUUUUUUUUUUUUUCUCAAAAAAAUUAAAAUAAAUAUAAAUGAAAGAAAAAGACAUAUAGGAACGAAUGAUUUCAGGUCAAACCUGUAAUUCUUCGUCUGACGUCAUUACAUCUAGUGGCGACGAAGUCUCUGCGAAAGCUCUCUCUUUCUCUUUCACACUCUCUCUCCUCUUUUACAGUUCAUCCGCGUCAAGCUUUUCUUUCCUUCCAUCUUUUUAAUUUUUUUUUUCUCUGAUUCACUUUGUUGUGAUUUCUCUCUCUUCUCUUCGCAUGGCGGAGCGCGGAUCGUACGGUAUCAGCCCUCGAUUAGACAUUCAACAAUUAUUAUCUGAGGCACAACAUCGUUGGUUGCGACCAGCUGAAAUUUGUGAAAUUCUUCGUAACCAUCAAACUUUUCGUAUUUCACCAGAGCCCCCAAGCAGGCCACCAAGUGGUUCACUAUUUCUGUUUGAUCGGAAUGUUUUAAGAUACUUUAGAAAGGAUGGACAUAACUGGAGGAAGAAAAAAGAUGGAAAGACCGUGAAAGAGGCUCAUGAAAAAUUAAAGGUUGGAAGCGUUGAUGUGCUCCAUUGCUACUAUGCUCAUGGAGAAGAUAACGAAUAUUUUCAGAGGCGGAGCUAUUGGAUGCUUGAAGAGGAUAAGAAUAUCGUCUUUGUUCACUAUUUGGAAGUGAAGGGAAAUAGAACAAAUGUUGGAGGCAUUAGAGAGACUGAUGACAGUUCAUCAAGUCUCCGAGAGGGCAGCCCUCAGACUUCUAGUUCUUCUACAAGUCAAUACAAAGCUCCUUCAGGAAGCACAGAUUAUACAAGUCCAAGUCCAAACAGCUGUUUGACAUCGUUGUGUGAAGAUGCUGAUUCAGGGGAUAUUCACCAAGCAAAUUCCAGAUUGCCCCCAUUUGCUGAGUCACGACAACUACAAUUUGGGGAUAAACCACUAAUGAAUAAUCUGGACUCUGGUUUCUCUCUGCAUCACAGUUCAAAUCAUCGUAAAGAGCAGUCAUCAAUUCAUGUAGAAGAUUACAUUCCCCAAUUUAAGGAAGAAACACCUAAUUUUACUAAUCCUGUGGCUGGCUCUCAAAACUCACUUGGUUUGGGAACCUGGGAAGAGAUUUUGGAACAAUGCAGUACAGGUUAUAAUACUGUACCUUCUCAUGUAUCAGUAUCACCCAGCCAACAUGCUUUUGUGGGAGUUGCACAUGAACGAGAAAAUGUGAUACAAGGCAAGUUCUUGGCUCGAGAAAUUGUCAAAGAAGAGCUUGAGAAUUCUCUGCCGAGCGACUCAACUUGGCAGUUUUCUUCUGGAGACAACGUGCCAUCUCACCUUAAAGGGUUGGUGGAACAGUCAUCAAAUUUGGACUUGUCCUUUGACAUUGGACACAUAUUGUUUGAGAAAAAUACUCUUGAUUCUAACUUGAGUACUCCUGAUCAGUUUAGUACUCAUCAUGGUCAGCAAAAUGAGAGGCGUGUGCAGAACGACCUACAAGUACAGUUUACAAAUAUGGAGUCUCAAUCUUCAAUGCCAUAUAAGUUCGAUAACAAUAUAAAUACGGAUGGAAAUGUAAAUUAUAAUUUCACUUUAAGACAACAACUACUGGAUGGUGAAGAAGGUCUGAAGAAAGUCGACAGCUUUUCUCGGUGGAUCAGCAAGGCACUUGGGGAUGUAGAUCUGCAAAUGCAGUCCUCUUCUGGCAUCCCCUGGAGCACUGUUGAAUGUGGGAGUGCGGAUGAUGAUUCAUCAUUGAGCCCUUCUAUUUCCCAGGACCAGCUCUUCACCAUUAUCGAUUUUUCUCCAAAAUGGGCCUUCACAGACUCACAGCCAGAGGUUCUGGUAUUUGGAAAUUUUUUAAAGAGUCAACAAGAGGUGGCAAAAUACAGGUGGUCCUGUAUGUUUGGAGAGGUGGAGGUUGCUGCAGAGGUUUUAGCAUAUGGGAUUCUUUGUUGCCAAGCUCCACCACACAGGGAUGGUUUGGUUCCGUUCUAUGUUACCUGUUCCAACAGGUUAGCUUGUAGUGAGUUGAGGGAGUUUAAUUAUAAGUUUGGCUCUACUAAAGAUAUAGAAAUCACAGAUAUCUAUGAUGGCAAUACAAUUGAGCUUUCUCUUCACCUUAGACUUGAGAAAUUACUGUCACUUGCUGUAAACCCUUCAAGCUUCUCCUUUAAAAUUGUCACGGAGAAACGAAACUUGAUUAAUAAGAUUAUUUCACUGAAGGAGGAAGAUGAAGGUUACCAGCAGGUAGACCAAACAAACGAUACUGGUUUCUCCCAAUAUGAGGUGAGAGAUCAUCUACUUACUAAGCUGAUGAAAGAGAAACUGUACUCGUGGCUUCUUCACAAAACAAUCGAAGAUGGUAAAGGGCCAAAUAUAUUAGAUGAUGACGGGCAAGGUGUGUUACAUCUAGCAGCUGCUCUCGGUUAUGACUGGGCAAUUAAGCCAAUUGUCACGGCAGGAGUUAGCAUUAAUUUCCGUGAUAUUAACGGUUGGACUGCGCUUCAUUGGGCAGCAUUCUAUGGCAGGGAGCAGACAGUUGCAUAUCUUGUCUCUCUUGGGGCAGCUCCUGGAUUUGUGACUGAUCCAUCUCCAGAAUUCCUGUCUGGUAGAACACCGGCAGACCUAGCAUCUGUUAAUGGACACAAAGGUAUCUCUGGUUUCCUUGCAGAGUCUUCCUUAACAAGUCACCUUUCUUCCCUGGAACUUGUUGAUUCAAAGGAAGAUGGUGUUGUCGAAAGUUCUGCUACGAAAGCUAUCCAAACCGUUUCAGAAAGAACAACAACUCCUAGGACUUACGGUGAAAUGCCAGAUGCACUUUCACUGAAGGAUUCACUUACUGCUGUUCGUAAUGCCACACAAGCUGCUGAUCGUAUACAUCAAAUGUUCCGGAUGCAGUCAUUAGAGAGAAGACGAUUAAAUGAGUAUGGUGAUGAUGGACUAUUAGAUGAGCGAGCUCUUUCACUUUUGGCUGGGAAGUCAAGCAAGGCUGGACCAAAUGAUGGGCAAACUCAUACUGCUGCUGUACAAAUACAGAAAAAAUAUCGGGGUUGGAAGAAGAGAAAAGAGUUCCUGAUAAUUCGGCAAAGAAUUGUUAAAAUACAGGCCCAUGUAAGAGGACACCAGGUAAGGAAACAGUAUAGAGCAAUCACCUGGUCAGUAGGGAUCCUGGAAAAGGUUAUAUUGCGUUGGAGACGUAAAGGGAGUGGUUUGCGGGGAUUUCGACCUGAUGCAGUUAAUAAAGAGUCAGUCAUGCAAAGUUUACCCUUAAAAGAAGAUGAUUAUGAUUUCUUUAAGGAAGGACGGAAGCAAACAGAGGAAAGGUUACAAAAGGCACUUACUAGGGUAAAGUCAAUGGUUCAAUAUCCAGAGGGACGAGCUCAGUAUCGCAGAGUGCUAAAUGUUGUUGAAGGGCUACGAGAGACCAAGACGGAUUUUACAAUGAAUGAAUCAGAAGAAACAACUUAUGACGACCUGAUUGAAAUCGAUAAGUUGUUGGACGAUGAUAGUUUCAUGUAUGCAUAAGAGUGAGGAAUGUGUCUCUUAAUCUGUGUAUGUUUACCUGAUCAGCCCAACCUGUAGGUCUGUAAAUACACCAGGGCUGGUUUCUUCAAUGAUUUCAAUAUCUUACCUAAUCUUGUGUGUAGAUGUAAUUUGUUAACCAAAUUAGUCAAAUCAGUUAGAUAAUGUUCUUAGCAGGUUUGUUAGUUUAGAGAUCAAACUAGCAUAUAAAUAUUUUUUUUUUCCAUCUUACCGAGUUCAAAUAUGAUUGUAAUUUUAAUAUAUGGUGCUUUUAUUAGGACA
Molecule: messenger RNA, 3829 nt
Organism: Cannabis sativa
Lineage: Eukaryota; Viridiplantae; Streptophyta; Magnoliopsida; Rosales; Cannabaceae
Product: calmodulin-binding transcription activator 1
Exons: 13
Coding region: 311-3550 (1079 amino acids)
Biological process (GO): regulation of transcription by RNA polymerase II
Cellular component (GO): nucleus
Molecular function (GO): protein binding; transcription coregulator activity; double-stranded DNA binding
Source: RefSeq, a predicted model, not a curated record